CCGGAUGUGAGCACACAAACUUCAAGAGGAGGAGGAGGCGCUAACGUAGGAGUUUGUUUUAUAUGAAAACAAAAGUGAUUGUAGAAUAUGUGGUAAGAAGCGGUGACCUGAGGUGUGUGUUUACCCGGGCACGAUGACUACUCAGAGAGUGCUUCCUCAGAGCAAAGAGACUCUACUGCAAAACUACAACAAGAGGCUCAAAGAUGACAUCCGCUCCAUUAUGGACAACUUCACAGAAAUAAUCAAGACAGCAAAGAUUGAGGAUGAGACACAGGUAUCCCGACCUACUCAGGCAGAGCAGGACCAUUAUGAGAUGCAUGUCAGAGCAGCCAACAUUGUACGUGCCGGCGAGUCCCUCAUGAAGCUGGUCUCUGACCUGAAGCAGUUCCUAAUUCUCAACGACUUUCCCUCCGUGAAUGACGCCAUCAGCCUGCAGAACCAGCAGCUCCGCUCGCUACAGGAAGAGUGCGACAAGAAGCUCAUGUCACUCCGUGACGAGAUUGCCAUCGACCUGUAUGAGCUAGAGGAAGAAUAUUACUCCUCCAGGUAUAAAUAGGCUCAUACUUGCCCCCAUCCCUCAUCCCAUUGCGCCUCUGUCGUCCCAUUCCCGGUACCGCUGUUUCACAUUUCACCAUUUACACUGAGCCCUGGGAAGGGCUUGUGACAGUGUCUAAACUGAGCUUUUCAUCAAAAUUGUUAUAGGUCUUUGUAAUGAACCUCAUCUCACCACAAGCGCCUUUACAUUGUUACUAUUUAGUGCGUGCCUUGACCUUUUUAAAAGAAAUCAUUAUAAGAGAUGAUUAGAGGGAGGUCAUGCCCUUAAAUAUCAGCACUUUGGAACCAAAAACAACAGAUUUAAUGAUUUUACUUCUAAUGGUUGGUGCUAGAUCAAAUCAACUAGAAGAGACACUAUAGUCUGCUGUGAUUGGUUGUUUCAUGGAUAGGUGACUGAUGAAGCUCUAGGAAAAGAUCUUGUUCAUAUUUUCAUUGUCCCUUGUGAUUAGUAGGCGAUUGGUUAUCACCAGUCUGAUUUAAAAACUACCCAAUCACAGCAGAGCAACUAGUCACUGCCUAGGAACUAGUCUGCAGGGUCCGCUGGCCUAGAGAGAUGUUUACCCAACAUUAUCUGGUACACAGGAGAGAUUCAGAAUUUAUAAAUCUUAGUAUUGAGAACUCCUUGUUCAUUUAUAGUAAUAGAAAAAAUGAAAAGAAUGAACAAAGUUUAUUAAAAAUCUAUCAUUUAAAGCACUUGAUUUGCUGUUGUAUCCAUGGAUGAAUUGUUGAAAUUUGCUGCGUACUACAAAGAACACGUAUAUAUAGAUUUAUAGAUAUUUUUUUCUGUGUGUAAAAGUAUCAUUUUAAUCAUUUUAAGAUUAUUUAUAUGUAGUAUUUAAAUCAAAUAAAGUUGUGAUGGCCUUUUGUGUUACAUUUUAAGGAUGGACUGUGCAGUUAAACACACACGUUUGCUGGUAUUUAUUUAGAGUUUCCACAAUAGAUGUUUUUCAUUCCGUCCCUAAAAUCUAAAAGGUGUAACCUUAACAUCAGUGUCAGCCACAGUCGCACGGUGCAGUUGUACAUGUUUACCAGUUUUUGCCCGCUGUUCCAAGAGACCCAGGAUGAUUAAGAAAUAAAGUAGAGACGAAAUGUUGAA
Molecule: messenger RNA, 1651 nt
Organism: Neolamprologus brichardi
Lineage: Eukaryota; Metazoa; Chordata; Actinopteri; Cichliformes; Cichlidae
Source: RefSeq, a predicted model, not a curated record